GCGACGGCGGCGGCGGAUGCCGGCCCGGAGGGCCUCGGCGGCCGGCGCGCGAACCGCGUCAUGGUCACGCGCGACGGCCGGCACCUCAGCUUCGCCGAGGCCGGCGACCCAGCGGGGUUCCCAGUGCUAUGCUUCUUCGGCGUCGGCUCGAGCCGCUACCUCGUGCUCCUCUUCGACGACGUGGCGCGGCGGCUGGGCCUGCGCGUCAUCGCGUGCGACCGGCCGGGCUUCGGCCGCUCGAGCCCGGCGGCCGGCGGCGGCUUCGCAGCGUUCGCGCGGGACGUCGAGGCGCUCUGCGCCACGCUCCGGCUGCGCCGCGUGGCCCUCUGGGGGCACUCGGUGGGCUGCGCCUACGUGGCCGCGUGCGCGCUCCACGAGCCGCUGCGGCGGCGGCGCCUCGCGGCGCGGCUGGCGCUCGUGUCGCCCUGGGUGCCGCUGGACAGCCCGGGCGUGCCGCUGCACUUCCGCGCGGCGCGGUUCUUCCCGCGCUCGCUCGCGGCGCUCGCGGCGCCCGGCGCCGUCGACGAGCAGCGGCGGCGGCUGCGCCGCGGCGGCGGCGCCGCCGACGAGGCGCUCUCGGCGCCGGCCGCCGCGCUCGCCGCGCUCGGCCUAGCGGGCGCCGCCCGGGGCGAGCUCCACCUCUGCGGCGCGCCGGCGGAGGGCGACGAGGACGAGGCGGACGCGGCGGCCUCGCGCGAGGAGCUCAGCGCCCGGGAGCUCCGCGCGCUCGAGGACAUGCCGCUCGCACGGCGCGCGCGCCGCGGCGCGCGACUCACGCUCGUCGCGCCUCGCACUCUCAUCCUUCCUCCUUCGCGCGCAGGUGCUCCUGGCGAGCGUCAUCGAGGCGCAGCGCCAGGGCCCCCGCGGGUUCCGCGACGAGUUCGCGCUGUGCUGCGGCGCCUUCGGCUUCGCCUACGCGGACGUCCGGUGGCCGGCGCGGCUGUACCACGGGUCGGCGGACAGCCUCGUGGCGGGCGAGAGCGCGCGGUGGCUCCGCAGCGAGCUCCGGCGCGGCCUCGGCGACGCGGCCGCCGUCGAGCUCGUCGAGGAGCGGGGCGGGACGCACAACGGCAUGGUCUUCGCGAGCCUGCGGCGGUCGCUCCAGGCGAUCGCCCGCGACGUCGCCGCCGCCGCGGGCAGACCUGCCCC
Pelagomonas calceolata is the source of this 1149-nucleotide messenger RNA. The record is from the annotation of a GenBank genome assembly. NCBI's taxonomy places the organism in Eukaryota, Pelagophyceae, Pelagomonadales, Pelagomonadaceae.